Colletotrichum graminicola M1.001 is the source of this 894-nucleotide messenger RNA. RefSeq lists its product as uncharacterized. Bases 1 to 894 code for a protein of 297 amino acids. NCBI's taxonomy places the organism in Eukaryota, Fungi, Ascomycota, Sordariomycetes, Glomerellales, Glomerellaceae. The record is from RefSeq and is a predicted model, not a curated record. Gene Ontology annotation, cellular component: mitochondrial inner membrane. Gene Ontology annotation, biological process: potassium ion transport; proton transmembrane transport. The transcript has 2 exons.
AUGCGCCUCUACCUACUCCCGCUCACCACGAGCCGGACUCUGCUCUACGCGCAGCGCCUCAACGUUGCGACCAACAGCCAGCAAGGCUUGGCGGACAAGGUUGGCAAGAAGGCCGCAAAGCUGUGGGCCGGCUGGGAAGCCAGGGAGAGCGGCUGGCAGAAGAAGGUCGUCAACUACGGCAACUACGCCCUCCGUCGGAUCCCCUACGAGGAAUGGGGCCUGAAGUCGGUCCCGCCCAUCUCGGCGCGUCGCAAGGACGACGAGCUCAAGGGCAACGAGAAGAUUGAGCUGGUCUUCCCGGACAAGGUUAUCCCCACGGGGAAGGCGGAGCAGGUCGUUAGGACACUGGCGAAGGAACGGGACGCGCUGCACAAGAGGAAGCUUAUAUGGUGCUUGAUUGGCAUGCCCAUAUCGGCGCCCUUCGCGCUCGUACCGGUGAUACCUAACCUGCCCUUCUUCUACCUAGCCUAUAGAGCUUGGUCGCAUUGGCGCGCUCUCGAGGGAGGCAAGCACCUCCGAUUCCUCGUUGAUAACAAACUCCUGGCCCUAUCCCCAUCGAAGCUGCUGAACGACAUUUAUACGCCGUUGAUCCCCAAAAACACGACCCAGACGCCGUCGAAACCAGCCCUGGGCCAAAGCGAACCUCUGCAGGGCAAAGCGGAAAACGCAGAGGACGAGGCGAUCCUGCUUUCGCAGGCCAAUGGCCAGCGUAUCGCCAAAGUGCUGGACGUGCCCGAGUUGGCCGUCGAGAUCGAACGGGCUAUUUGGCAGGUGAACCAUGCCAAGCAGGCCAAUCAAGAAGAAGUUACGGACGAUGCCGCCAAGCAAGCCAACGCCGAACCCCCAAAAGACAAAAGAAACCCUGCUGCUCCGCCCGAUAAUGAGAAAAGGUAG